CUUGAGCCGUAUAACUCUGCCAUGUUUUUGUGUCGUCACCGCCGUCGAUUUUCACAGAGGUUUAACAUAGUUCUCCGGAAGGUAUAAUAAAUUCGAGAUUGUCUCUGAUCAGCGACGAUGAGUCAGUGCUUUACCUUUUGAAUUUCUUGGAUUUGGGGGUCAAAAUUAAUACAAUGAGGAUAGGAUCAGUGAGUUGCCUGAAGCUCUGCUUCUUCAGAUAUUGUCUUUGCUUCCAACAAAACAAGUUGUAGCGAUGAGUGUAUUGGCUAAACGAUGGAGGUAUCUUUGGAAGAUGGUGCCGAGUCUUGAGUUUGGUUAUUUUAUGUUUUCAGAUAAUGUCAGCAGGUGUUUGCUUUCAAAUCAAGAUCCGGUUCUUCAGAGGUUGUGUCUCAGAAUAGAUUAUGAUUAUAACUCUAAUAUGGAUAUUGGGGUAUUGAUGGGAAUUGCGUUUGGACUCCAUGUGCGUAACUUGGAACUCUAUGUUUACGCUUUUGAGAAGUUCAGAUUUCCUACAAGCUUGUGUAACUCUGAAUCACUAGAGACACUGAAGCUCAGUGAUGCCAUUCUUGUGGAUGUCCCCUCUCCGAUUUGUCUUAAGUCCCUUAGAACUCUACACCUUCACGGGGUGGUGUACAAGGACGAUGAAUCGGUUUCUAACCUCUUAUCUGGUUGUGUUAGCCUGGAGAAUUUGGUGGUUCAUCGAUUCCAACAAUCUGAUGUGAAUACUUUCACUAUUGCGGUGCCAUCCUUGCAGAGGCUAACACUUACUUCUGAAAAUGAUGAUGAAGACUCUAUCUAUGUGAUAAAUGCUCCUUCUUUGAAAUACUUGGAGUUUCAAGGGGUUUUAGAUGAUAACACUUUUGUGAUCAAGAAUUCACCUGAGCUGGUGGAGGCAAGUUUGAGAGAUAUUUUUGAUGUUUUUGGUCAUCCGAACAUUUCAGUCUUUGAGAACAUUCUUAGAUCCCUUACUUCAGUCAAACGCCUUUCAUUGGAGAUAUUGGCACCUUCAAAGAUUAAGUUUCCUACUGGUAGCAUCUUCUUCCAGCUGGUAUAUUUGGAGCUAGAUACAUAUGAACCAAUGUGGUGGAAUGUGCUUAUGCUUAUGCUUGAUAGUUCACCUAAUUUACAAGUCCUCAAGCUUAUCCGCAAGUCGUGGAGGAGGGAAGAUCCAGAGGCCUAUAUGAAAUGGAAUAAACCAAAAUAUGUUCCAAAAUGUUUGUUGCUCCAUCUCGAGACAUUAGUGUGGAAAAAUUACCAAGGGGAAAUAGAAGAUGAGAAAGAGGUUGCCAAAUACAUCCUUACGAAUGCAAGUCGUCUGAAAAAGGCAACUUUCUCCAAUGCAUAUAUUCGUCCUGAAACGAGUCGUCAGAGGUUGAAGGAAUUGAGAAGUGUGGUCAUGGCUUCGAACUCAUGCAAGCUUGUGUUCAAAGGACAUCGUUAAACAAGCAAGUACUAAGUAUUACAAAUGUCUUACUUCACUCAGUUUUUCUAAAACAUAUUGGUUUUAGCCUUUUAGAUGUUGAGUUAUAGUAUGGCACUAUGUUAAACCCCGUUCGAAAUUCUGAACUUUAUGUGUAUUGUUAAGGUUAUACGAUCUUGGUUUGUGUUUAUGCUUUUUAUCUA
Molecule: messenger RNA, 1623 nt
Organism: Camelina sativa (false flax)
Lineage: Eukaryota; Viridiplantae; Streptophyta; Magnoliopsida; Brassicales; Brassicaceae
Product: F-box/FBD/LRR-repeat protein At3g26920-like
Molecular function (GO): protein binding
Source: RefSeq, a predicted model, not a curated record